Messenger RNA from Stegodyphus dumicola, 1962 nucleotides. It is a transcript of the gene Atg6, whose product is annotated as Beclin-1-like Atg6. The record is from RefSeq and is a predicted model, not a curated record. NCBI's taxonomy places the organism in Eukaryota, Metazoa, Arthropoda, Arachnida, Araneae, Eresidae. Gene Ontology annotation, biological process: late endosome to vacuole transport; cellular response to nitrogen starvation; mitophagy. Gene Ontology annotation, cellular component: phagophore assembly site; phosphatidylinositol 3-kinase complex, class III, type I; phosphatidylinositol 3-kinase complex, class III, type II. Gene Ontology annotation, molecular function: protein-macromolecule adaptor activity; phosphatidylinositol 3-kinase binding.
UACAAUAAAUAUGUACAAGUGUAGGUAGUAAACUGUGUUCUGACGUGAGUUAUGUGAAGUAUCGGGAGAGUGAAAGAAAAUAUCUCUCAGAUUAUCAUACACGAGAAUAAAUCAACUCUAACGUAUAUAUUCAGUUUUUGGAAAGAUAUCAGCAUCAGAAACUUUGAUGGAUUCUGCCACAAUGGCAUUUCCUGAAAAAUAUGGAUCAAAGGAUCGAACUUUUGCAGUCAACUUCACCUGUCAGCGUUGCUGUCAACCACUGAAAUUGCAUUCUUCUUUUACAGAAUUAGAUGAUCAAACUUUAUCUGAAUUAUCACUUCCUUUGUAUCCAAAUACUGAUGGAGAUGAAAAUGAAUUGAUUAAAGCAUAUCAACAACAGUGUGAUGAGAGUAGUGUAAUGAGAAAAAUUGUUAUGCCAAUAAAUUGUGCAGAUGCAACGAGUGAUUUUAUGGUUGUUGGUGAGCUGACUAGUUUGCCAUUGGACAGUUGCCAGUCUUUGAAAGUUACUGCUGCUCUUUUCAACAUUAUGUCUAGUCAGUCGGAUGUUGACCAUCCAUUAUGCGAAGAGUGUACAGAUACUUUACUUGAUCAAAUGGACCAGCAACUGAGGAUUGCUGAAGAUGAAUGCAAAGAGUAUCGAGAUUUUCUGGAACAUCUGGAAAUGGGUAGCGAUGAAGAUGAUUUAGAAAAACUACAGAAUGAUCUCAUGAAACUUAAAGAAGAGGAAGAACAACUUGAAGCUCAGUUGUGUGAAAUGGAAACAAAAGAAAAAGAAUUAAGAAGAAUUUUAAAAGAAUGGGAAGAUGAAAAUGAUGCAUUACAAAGAGAAGAGGAUAAGCGAUGGCAAGAUUAUUGUCGUAUAAAAAGGCAGCUAUUAAUAUCUGAAGAUGAUCAGCGUAGUGUUAAUAAUCAAUUGAAAUAUGCCCAAGCACAACUUGAUAAACUGACAAAAACAAAUGUUUUCAAUGCAACUUUUCAUAUUUGGCAUAGUGGCCAUUUUGGAACAAUAAAUAAUUUUAGACUAGGAAGACUACCUAAUGUACCCGUUGAUUGGCCAGAAAUCAAUGCUGCAUGGGGCCAAACAGUACUAUUGCUCCAUUCAUUAGCAAAAAAAAUUAAUCUUACUUUUGAGAGAUUUCGUUUAGUACCUUAUGGUAAUUUGUCUUACCUAGAAUCUUUAGAAUCCAAAUCCAAGGAUUUGCCACUUUAUUGUCAUGGGGGAAUAAGAUACAUGCUAGAUAAUAAAUUUGAUCAAGCAAUGGUUGCAUUUCUUGAUUGUUUGCAGCAAUUUAAAGAGAAAGUUGAAAGUGGCGAUGCAUCUUUUCAUUUACCUUACAAAAUGGAUAAAGGUAAAAUAGAGGAUAAAAGUACAGGAAAAUCAUAUUCAAUUAAAAUUCAGUUCAAUUCAGAAGAACAAUGGACAAAGGCUCUAAAAUUUAUGCUAACUAAUUUAAAAUGGGCCUUAGCUUGGGUGUCUACCCAGUUUCAAAAUAAUGCACCUAGUCGUUUUUGAUUCUUGAUGGGUAUUUAUGAAUUCCAUAACAGCAUAUUCUGAAUUCACCUGAAGCGGGUAUUUGUGUUUUUCAUUUUGAUAAAUUUAGAAAAGCAUAAAGAGUGUGUGAUGAAACUGACUAUUUUCAUUUCCCUAUUUCUUUGUAUUAUAUGAAAUAAUUUACAUUUUCAUUGUUCAUAAAAGCUUUCAAUAGUAGAGAAAUUUUUUCUGUGAUGUGGUUUAUUUUAUUGAACUAUAUAGCAUUUAAAUAUGUUAUGUAAUUUAUUAUGACUUACAAAACUGUUGUGAGUGAUUGCAUAGAGCUUGUGAAAAUUAUAAAUAAAUGUAUAUUUAAUACAAAUCUUGAACACAGUAAGAUUCUUUUCCCAGAUUGAUAUCAAAACCAGCUGGAACAAGUGAGUCAGGUCCACACAUAACAAUUUGUUUCUCUGGAUUUCUGAAAUGGAAGA